GAGAACUUUUCACUUCCGGUUUGUACCGUCCCAGCCGUUCAUUUAUCAAGCUAAUGUGAGCUAGCCGCCUUUUUGUUACCGUCGUUAGUUUAUAUAAAGAGAAAACAGCCGCUUUUUCGAAUGGAAACUUGACAACAACUCCAUAGGUAUGUCCACAUCUUUUGUUUUGUUUAAGAAAGCCGCGUUUAAGUUGUCCUAAAGUAAUUCAACCGUACUUCCUGACGUAAAUAAUAGCAGAGCUAGCAUGUAGCUCGUCGACCGUAAACAGCUGCUAAGCUAAAGAGUUUAGCCUGGUAUCGAAGGUUAAUGUUCUCAUAUUGUAUGUUUUAUAUUAAAUAGUUGAUUCGUGGGUUUGUUUUAGGAGUUGAAUUGUUUUGUAACACUUAGCUGAUAAAAGUUAGAGCUAAAUUUAAAAAGUUCUAUUCUUCGUGAUCGGUACGAUAAUGGUUGGCACGUUUGAAAAAGGAAAAAGUCCAAUUAUUUACAUAUUUUAGGACGAAAAGAGUGUUUUUGUCUCAGUAACUGAUUUAAAAUAGCUUAUACUAAUUCUUUAGUGUUCUGUCAGUUUGUGUUUUUACAUUGUUGUCUCGUAGAUGACAGCUUUUUGAUAAAUAACUGUAACAAAUAGCAGUUAUUAGUCUUGAUUUUUUUUGCCAGACUGUGCUCCAGACUUAAGGGAGUCUUAAACCCAGUACAACAAAUCUACACAAAUUCUACUUCCAAAAAGCAUCUAAAUGUUCACUUAUGGAAAAUAUCGGCAAACUUUGUGAAACUUUUAAAGAUAUCGAUGCUUUAUAAGUUGCUCUGAUGUACUUAAACCGACCAGCCAUGGUAUUAUGAGCACCCGAGCAAUGUAAUUCAAUCCAGUACAACAAAUUUAUCACAAAUUCUAUUUCCAAAAAGCAUUUAAAUGUUCACUUUUUUGUUGACAAGAUCAGACGGAUGGUUAUAGUGCUUUAUACUUACUUUUGGCGUUCCCUACAUUUUGUCCACCUCAUUGAAUGACGUGAGGGAGGGAACAAUAGGAGCACCUCCCAAUAUAAUACACUUCUAUAAACCACCAACACCCAUUUUAAUGUCUACUAGUGAAUGCAAAGAGCAUCUGUCACCUAAUUGACCAUGACAACAACAACAAAAAAUCCACACAUAGCAGCUUUCUAACAGAAGGAAGUACAGGAAAGCUGUUGUAUUAGGUUGCAUUAAAGGGAUAUUCUGGCAUAAAAUUAAUUUAGUGUCAAACACACCAUAACACCGAGUUAGACACCCCGUCGAGAGAUGAAUGUUGCCGACCGCUUGCUUCUCUAGAUGCUGGUCUGAGCAUUAUUUGUGGCUAUAGAGUUGUGUUUUGGUUGAGGUUUGUUUAUGGCUCCUAAGACUGCUGUGUAUUACUAUCCUGUGGUAGUUGUUAACAUUCAUCUCUCGACGGGGUGUCUAACUCGGUGUUACGGUGUGUUUGACCCUAAAUUGAUUUUACGCCUGAAUAGCCCUUUAAGGUGUUCAUAGUGUUAUGGCUGGGCUGGUAAACUUUUUUUUUCUGUUUUUUUCUUUUUUUGAGAGUGAUUCAUGUAUACCACGGUUCUGUUGAUAUGAUUUUAAAAAGAUAAGCGAAACUAACAGCCCUGAUCACCUUUAGAGGAGUCAGAACCAGCACAAUCGUGUGGUUGGUUUCAGCUGAGCCUGCACUUACAGUAUAAGGCUGAAGUUAGCAUCUUAUUCCUCUGAUUCAGCUGUUACAGGCAAGGUUACGAAAACAAGGUCUUCAGCCAAAACAACUACACUGAGAUUUGUCAGAUUUGGACAAGGUCAUGGAAGAGAUGGUGCAGUCUCAAACACAGUUUCAGAUUUGUGUAGCUUUCAUUUAGUUGGUGAAAAAUGGGAAAAGGGGUGAUCUCUCAACUUGUUUUUUUUAAUAUUUUAUCACUAGAUCACAUAAGACCAUACUGAUCCAGAAAAACUCCUGGGCUUGCUCCUUAUCUGACCUAAAUUAAGUGAAUAAAGAGGCCUUAAUCUCUUCAACACAGUUUCAGGUUUUUGAAAGCUUAUCUGAAAACGCAAGAAAGGAUGAUUUCACAGUUUUCCCCCCUGUUUUGCAGAAUUGAAAGUAGGCGCACCUGAAACUGAAACUCCUUCAUUCCAAAUCCGAGAAGCCAGGGUACUAUUGCUCUGGAUCAGGAUGUAGACUAAUGCAGUCUAGCCAGAAAAAAAGUGAUAUGGCUCUUUCUUGCAUUUUCCCAAAUAUAAUGAAGGCUUCACUUAUGUGAAACUGUAAUUUAAAGAGCCUGUAGCCUCUCUUAGAUAAGCUACUCAAGACCUUAAAAGUUUGCAUCCAGUGGUUUUGGAUCAGGACCUUGUUUCAAAACCUACCUGUAAUAGCCAAAUCAGCACAGUGCCAGCUCUGUUGUUUAUUUCAGUGUCAUUAUUAUGUCAACCUACAUCCUUUGAAUAUAAUCUACUGAUCUGUAACAUGUUUUUUUUUUAACUGUGUAAGUACUUUGAAUAUCCAAAAUCAGAUGUACUGGCUACUGAGUAGGUAUCUCUUCCAAUAUGAUAAUACAUGACUCCAUAUUGUUCGUCGUAUGCUUUAAGCAGAACUCUCAUUAUGUUUUGCAGGUUUUUAAAGCCCUGAAGUGAUAAUGCAUGGACAAUGAUAAUGACUUCUCGCAUGGGGGAUGUGGAUAGAAAAGUUUCUUCCAGAAGCUAACUGCAAUUACAAGUUGUCCCUUGGCGAUUCCCUGGAGUGGUGAAACUUUUGCUGUUUCGCCACAUAAUCCAUCAUGUCAUUACCGAAGGACUCUGGGAGCCGAGGGAAAGAUAGAGAGAGAGGCGCAAGGCCCAAGGUGAGACAGAGCCGGUCAGAGGAGAGACGUGAUGCCGGCAGUGGACGGAAAGGUGGAAAGGGGAAGAAGAAAGGCCUCGCCUCCCAUGAACCAGUAGCUGAGAGGCCUGUCAGCGACGGCUUUGAGUAUGGUGAACUGUUGAGCGACCUUGAGAACAGGGAUCAGUCUUCUUCCUCUCCUCUGAGGGAGAGCUGGAGAUGGCAGGGUUUGGAAGUCGCUGCCUCAUUACUUGGACAGGAACGGGCAACAGCCAGGCCAGGACCUGUUAGCUCUGCUACAGACUCACUUACAACCAGUGAAGGGGAGGGAAGAGGGUCAAGCAGCAGUCGCACACUCCGCCAAAAAAUCCAGGAUGCCAUGGGGCAGUGUUUCCCAAUAAAAUCCCACAGCGCAACAGCACCCGCACCACCUCCGCAAGCUUUUUCAUCAUCAACUGUCUGUGCGUCCUCCAGGCGUAAAAUCCAUCUGAGCGAGCUGAUGUUGGAUGACUGCCCUUUCCCUGUAGGUUCAGAGCUGGCUCAGAAGUGGUAUCUCAUUAAACAACACACAGCCCCCAUCACCCAGCCUCCUGUGCUCGAUUCCGCAGUAGUGUGCAGUGCUCCUACUUCAGCAAUGGCUACCGUGGUGGAGGACGUAGACGACAGGUUGCGAGAGCGCAGGCGCAUCAGCAUUGAACAAGGCGUUGAGCCACCACCCAACGCAGAGAUCCACACAUUUGAGGUGACCGCCCAAAUCAACCCUCUCUACAAGCACGGCCCUAAACUGGCGCACGGUAUGAAUGAGUUAGCUGGAGCUGAUAGAGCCUCCGCUCAUCAGCAGCAACAGCUUCUUCUCCAAAGACAUCAGCAGCAUCAGCUCCUACUUCAGAGUUGUUUGGACACUCUGGAUGAGGUGGUGGCCACAGCUGCAGCCUCUGCCUCUGCCUCCGCCUCCGCCCACACCUCUGAUACUAUUCCCGACUCUUUGGUUGACCCAGAGGCUACAGCGACCAGCAUGCCCUCUGCAGCCAUACUUCCUCAGACAGAUCAUCAAAAAUGUCAGGACAGCUACCGCAUCCACACCCAGAUCGAUUACAUUCACUGUUUAGUCCCAGACCUGCUGCAGAUCACCAACCUCCCGUGUUACUGGGGGGUCAUGGACCGCUACGAGGCUGAAAGACUGCUGGAGGGAAAACCAGAAGGCACAUUCCUCCUACGCGACUCUGCACAGGAAGACUACCUCUUCUCCGUCAGCUUCCGCCGCUACGGCCGCUCGCUACACGCCCGCAUCGAACAGUGGAAUCACAACUUUAGCUUUGACGUGCACGACCCCAGUGUCUUCCACGCUCCGACUGUCACAGGAUUGCUGGAGCACUACAAGGACCCCAAUUCGUGCAUGUUCUUCGAGCCGCUGCUGUCAAACCCCAUCCACCGUACACAGCCCUUCACCCUGCAACACAUCUGCAGAGCGGCCAUAAGCAGUUGCACUACCUAUGAUGGCAUUAACAUGCUUCCCAUUCCAAACGCUUUGAAAAAGCACCUGAAAGAAUACCACUAUAAGCAGAGAGUACGCGUACGGAGAAUGGACACUUGGUGGGAAUGAAGAGCAGCAAAGACAUUUAGACUUUAAAGACGAUAUACAAACAUACAUGUAGAACUCUCCCUGAGCUGAACACUUAAAGCUUGUCCUUCACUCCUAUCUGGCUGUCACUAACCUACACCACACUGUACUUAUUUAUUUAAUUCCUGCUGUACCUGUUUUAACAAUGAGAACCACAUUACACUGAUGUGACACGAUGUAAUCUCACUGGCCUUGAACACUUCAAGUUCUUCAAGCUCAAAUUAAACAAACUUAUCUAGA
Molecule: messenger RNA, 4676 nt
Organism: Xyrichtys novacula (pearly razorfish)
Lineage: Eukaryota; Metazoa; Chordata; Actinopteri; Labriformes; Labridae
Source: the annotation of a GenBank genome assembly